AACCACUUGAGUACUAGCUAAUUCCAAACCAAUGUUCAAAAAAAACCCAAAAAAAAACCAUUAUAGACAAACUUAAUAAAUAGCGUUGGAGAGAGAGAAUAAACAUGAACAUCUAAAAAGGGAAAGGAGAAUGAAGAAUGAGGAGGAGGAGCCGCUCAGCCCGAUGGCUCGUGUAUUCCAAUCGCCGGACAUAGACUUAUGUGCCAUCAUCAACAUUGGGUUCAAAACAAAAAUUAAUCCCGACGUUGUUCUUGAUGCUUUGAAGCAAAAUGUUUACAAGCAUCCUCGUUUCUCCAGCAAACUGUCUGAAAAUGGUGAAAAAUGGAUCGAGACCGAAGUCAAUGUAGAAGAUCAUGUAAUCGUACCAUACAUAGAUCCAGAAGAUAUAUGUGAAGGUGGACAAAGCUUCGUCGAUGAUUAUAUCUCACGUCUCACAUUGAUUCCUCUUGAUAGAUCAAGACCUUUGUGGGACAUUCACAUCCUUAAUGUCAAAACCUCAUAUGCUGAAGCAGUCGGUGUAAUAAGAUUUAACCAUGCGUUGGCAGAUGGAAUGUCCUUCAUUUCCCUAGUUCUUGCAUGUACCCAUAAAACAUCAAAUCCUGACAUGUUGUCUACUGCUAUUCCUUCGGUGAAACGGCGAAGCACGGUGUCACAUAGCCUAAAAAAAACCGGCUGGUUCUUAACGGCAAUAUUCACCAUUGGUUCUACAAUGAGACUAAUUUGGAAUACAUUGGUAGAUAUGUUCUUGCUUUUUGCUACUAUGUUGUUUCUGAAGGAUACAAAAACACCACUAAAAGGCGGUGCGAAUGUCAGGAGCAAUCCAAAGACAUUUUAUCACCGAAAUAUCUCUCUAGAUGACAUUAAACUUAUCAAGAACGCUAUGAACAUGACUAUCAACGAUGUUCUACUCGGAAUUACACAAGCUGCUCUUUCUAGCUAUUUGAACCGACGAUAUGAACACGAAAAUAAUAAUGAGGAGGAUGGAGUAUUGACUUCAUAUACAAACAAUCUUCCAGAUCGAAUACGAUUUCGUGCAGGUUGUACGGUAAACCUAAGGUCAGACAUCGGGUUCAAGCCUUUGGCAGAAAUGAUGGUCAAGGAUUCAAAAUGCAGAUGGGGAAACUACUUUAGCUUUAUUAUUUUACCAUUAUCGAUUAGUUUAGAAACCGAUCCAUUGGUUUAUCUAAACAAAUCCAAAGCUAUGAUGGCUCGAACGAAGCACUCUUAUCAAGCAGCUCUAACGUAUUUUCUUAUCAAAAUAUCCCUAAAAGUGUUAGGAGCUAAGGUAAACAAAUUGAGUUUUGUUUGCAUAUUUGUGGACUAUAUAUAACACUUUUCUUCAAUUAUAGGCAACGACAUCAUUAUUCAAUCAACACUUGAUGAACAUAACGACAUGUGUUUCAAACGUUAUGGGUCCUAUGGAAGAAAUCAGUUUCAAUGGCCAUCCUGUCGCUUACAUUUCUCCAAGCUCUUAUGGACACUCACAUGCAUUGUUGAUACAUUACACAAGUUAUGCUGGUGAAAUGACAAUUACUAUAACGGUUGAUCCUACUGUAAUACCGGAUCCUCACAAGAUUUGUGAUGAUAUGGAAGAAUCACUGAAAACAAUGAAAGCUGUUCUCUGGGAAAGAGGGUUACUCAAAGAGGCCUAUAAGGUCUAAAUCCUUAAUUAAAGACGAGAUCUAUUUUUCUUUGGUACUAAAGUGUUCUAUAAGCUUUCAAUAUUUGUUUUGUAAUAUCAAUUGAAGUCGGAAUAAAUUGAUGGGUCAGUUACUC
Molecule: messenger RNA, 1776 nt
Organism: Arabidopsis thaliana (thale cress)
Lineage: Eukaryota; Viridiplantae; Streptophyta; Magnoliopsida; Brassicales; Brassicaceae
Product: O-acyltransferase (WSD1-like) family protein
Exons: 6
Coding region: 131-1330 (399 amino acids)
Biological process (GO): glycerolipid biosynthetic process; triglyceride biosynthetic process
Cellular component (GO): plasma membrane; endoplasmic reticulum membrane
Molecular function (GO): diacylglycerol O-acyltransferase activity; acyltransferase activity, transferring groups other than amino-acyl groups; long-chain-alcohol O-fatty-acyltransferase activity
Source: RefSeq, marked reviewed